AGAAAAUCCAAAGGAAUUAAUGAGAGAUCAUAUACGAAAUCUAAUGGAAUCAAGAGCAUUUGAGCUGGAUUAUCCUUGUCUAUUUGAUUCAAGCAAUAUUAAGUGCCUUUUUGGAAUACUAGACGCAUCUUGCUGCGGACAUAUUACAUCUGAGCAGUUUAAAUCAGGUAUGUAUUAUUUAUAUACCUAGUAUAUUAAGUUUAAUAUAUAAUUAAUUACAAGUUUUUAGUGUAUUACCCGCUAUUAUAUAUUAAUGAUCUUAAAUCAUGAUUAGAAUAUGCAAAAAGUUAGUCAAAGAAAAUAUAUAUAUUAUUAUAUUUACACAAAAGAUAAAAUAUGCUAGUACAAAAAUUAUUUAUUGGACAGUUUUAUCGUGGUUAUAUUUAACAAAUAGAUAAGAUUUUGCCAUUGUCUGUUCAGUUAUAGAUACACAGUAUGACGUCAUAAUGGGGGAAGAACAAAAAAGUGGCUCACGAGCCGCCUAUAACUAAACAGACAACGGCAAAAUCUUAUCUAUUUGUUUUAUAUAAUAAAAACCCCGAAUUAAACAGGUAAAUAAAUGUAUAAAACGCACAAGUCGUAACAAACAUGCAGCAGACUUGUAACAAUGCAGUUCCAACAACUUGUCAACAGGAUCAGUUCGUCGCACUGCUUGUUCCCAGCUUGUUGACAAGUUGUCAACGGCUUGUUGACAAUUAACUUGCUGCAAGGUUGUCGAGCUCAACAGACUUGUUACAAGUUGUCGUCCUGCUCUCCACCAAUGAAAGCGUGACACAAUACAUGCAUGCAGGACAUAACACCAAUAUUAUAUAUUAGACCAUAUGAUUAGACGUACUCUCCAUCGACAGGUCAUGCCACCACGUUAUAACGUCAUAUAUACUGUGUUUCUAUAAUAACAUCUAUUUGUUAUACAGUAUUUACGUCAGAGGGCAAGUAUAAUCUCUGACAAAUGACCUUUGUUUGUAGCAUCGAAAUUCUUUGUUUAUUUUUUCCCUCAGUGGCCAUUCCAUUUAAUUGAUAUAUUAAGCGAAUGUAAUAGAGUAUUAGGUUUGGAACCUCAAUGCAAGUACAUUACCGUCGAUUCUUCACAUUUAGUGGAUGGGGAAGCAGCUCCACUUGUUACAAAUCCAUGUGAAUUUGAUCAGGCUGAACUGUAGUGUUAAAAUAUCAGUUAUAUCCAAAGAAAAUGAUCAUAGUGUCUACUUGAUCACUUUGAUUCUACUAUUGAUAGCUUAUAUUGCUCUAUAAACAUGAAGCAGCUUCGCUAUGCAUAUUUGAGCCUUCACAAGGUAUAGGGCGCGAUUUAUACAGUCAGAAUUUUCCAUUUCAAUGAUGGAUUCUUGCACUUCACUUGGUGGAAUUAAUUUUAGAAUGUUAGGGUUUGUAAUCCAAGUGAGAAUAUAUACAUUUUAAGACCUAACCAGGAACGACUGCGAAAAAUGCAGCACAAGGUCCUCUGGUAGGAAUUGAACCUACGGCCCUGCGAUUCCGGUGCAGCGCUCUAACCAACUGAGCUACAGAGGCCAGCUGUUAAGCUGUAACCGUAAGUUCAUGUAUAUAUAGGUAAUCGGGUGUGCGGGUUGUGAUAAGGUGGACUUCAAUGAUGGAUUCUAGCACUUGGAUUACAAACCCUAACAUUCUAGAAUUUUCCAUUUCAUUUUUCAUAACCAAUCAGAUGAGUUUGAUAUAUCCGAUUAACCAAUUACAGUAGAUGAGUUUGAUAUAUCCGAUUAACCAAUCAGAUGCGUUUGAUAUAUCCGAUUAACCAAUCAGAUGCGUUUGAUAUAUCCGAUUAACCAAUCAGAUGCGUACUAAGCCAGUGAGAGGUAGCGUUAGUGAAAGUCAAAUCUGAACCUCUCUAUUAAUUUUUGAACCAUAUUAUUGUUAAUAUAUUAUUUAUUCUCACUGGGAGAUUUCUCUCACAAUACCAUAUACUUUGAAUAUUUAUUAAAAAAGCCGAUUGCCGAACCGAUUGUUAAGAGCCGAUAUUUACCGACCAUCGACCGAUUAAUCGGCAAAACCGAUGGUUGCUUAUUAUUACUAAAACUACUGAUGCACGUGACUUAAAGGAACGCGACGACAAAUUUAUUUUUCCCGUAAAAACAUUUCUCAGCAUUGUGAAAUCAACAUCGUGUUACUGGUGAGAUCUGAUUGGUCCACGGAGUCCCGGACCACGAUAAAAAAUUGCAAACUUGCGAAUUGCGAAAAGCCGAAAACACGGUCAAAAAGCGCGGGAAAUAAAAAACAUAGUGUUUCCACUUUCGAUCAGUGUUUCCAUGCCAAAGAUGUGAAAAUUCAAUAUUUUUGAGUAACACCGCUGGCCAUUCCGAUGGUGAAAGACAAUCGGCCCAUGGUGAAAGACAACCGACCGAUGGCCGAUUGUGAAAAAACAAGCCGAUUAAUCGGGUUUGCCGAUGUUUUGUCGAUGAUCGGCUCACCUCUAGAUCAGUUAGUCAUCCAUAUUCACCACGUGAUUGUCAGACAGUAUAAAAGUAGCACAGAAUCGGCAUCUUUUGAGCAUUUGCGGAUUUGCCACCGAAAAGGAAGAACGGCGCUGAAAUUUUUUGGGAACCACCCACCUCCCCUGCCUCCUCCGCAGGCCCUCAUUUGCGUCAUGGGAAGGUCACGAUCUGGCGAGGGCCUGCGGAAUCUUGUAAAAAAAAUGGCGCCGGCGUCACGUCAGCAAGUAAAUUUCUACAUAAUCUUGAAUAUAUAAAACAGAUAUAAAAAAGCGGUGUGAAACUUGUAAAUUAAACUGGCGACUCUUAGGACGUGGAAGGAAGCAUUUUUUAACGAUAAGGUUUGUUGUCCACACCAACGUUGCACGAAUAAAACUGCUUUCUUUAACAAAGCAGGUUCAAAACAACAUUUAUUCAUUUUACAAGAUUCCGCAGGCCCUCUCGAAAUCGUGACCUUCCCAUGACACAACGAGGGCCUGUGGAGGAGGCAGCCACCUCCCCUCGGCUGCGACACUUCCGGACCUAGCUUCGCCGCACUCUACCUUUGGCUGAAAAUUAUUUAUCCCCAAUCUGAAUUCCCUCAGUCAAAGGUAUUGUGCGGGGAAAGCGAGCAGUGAGAAUAUAUUACGAUAUGCACAACAUGGUUUUAAACUGCUUCGUCAAGGUUAAGAGGUAGCGCCUAAUCCAUCCUUUCUUCAUUCAAAAAAACACUAUAAGAAAAUUACUAUAAUUACUAGAAGCAAAAAUAAUUAUUAGAAUAUUUUCCAAGUUUAUUGACACCACAACGCGUUGUCACUCCCUCGACAUCCUCUCUUGAGAGACCUCAUUUUUGACGUUCCAGGACUACAACAAUGCUUUAAUAUGUCUUGCUUGUACCAAUUUUGCUGGUCUCUUGUAAGCUAUAUGUCUAACUGUGUGUACGUAAAUACAUGAAAUAUACAAAAUAUACUGAGCACGUGCACUAGUAAAUGUACUUGCAUUGUAAGAAUACUUGCUGUACUGUACUACCAUUGAAUUUCCACAUUAUUCUAACCGUUUCUCCAUACUUUCUAUUUUUAGCGGUAGAAGUUGUUGGCGCCAGCAACAUCCAGGAAGAUGACAUACCCGAGUUAAUAAAUAAUGAGGACAUUUCUUUUGAUAUUUUCCUCACUCAAAUGUGAG
This is a messenger RNA of Paramuricea clavata, 3620 nucleotides long. The record is from the annotation of a GenBank genome assembly. Lineage: Eukaryota; Metazoa; Cnidaria; Anthozoa; Malacalcyonacea; Plexauridae.